Messenger RNA from Xenopus tropicalis (tropical clawed frog), 4686 nucleotides. It is a transcript of the gene spsb3, whose product is annotated as splA/ryanodine receptor domain and SOCS box containing 3. The coding region runs from base 188 to 1270 and encodes 360 amino acids. Gene Ontology annotation, biological process: ubiquitin-dependent protein catabolic process; protein ubiquitination. The record is from RefSeq and is a predicted model, not a curated record. Gene Ontology annotation, cellular component: nucleus. The transcript is spliced from 7 exons. Lineage: Eukaryota; Metazoa; Chordata; Amphibia; Anura; Pipidae.
CCUGAUUGUGACUGAUGGCCAAAUACAGAUUUGCAGAUAUAAUAAACUCACUCACAAAACCCUCAUUUAUUUCUGUUGGAAUUGGCCAGAAACUCACAGGUCAGGCCACUGACACUAAAUGAAUGAGGGGUGAUUCUUUGUGUUCUGUCACCCACCUGCCCACCAGGUGCUCCCCAGAUAACACAGGAUGGCACGUCGUCCACGUAACAGCCGUGCCUGGCGUUUCGUUCUUAGUGGUGUGCGCAGGGAUCAGGAUGCCCGCUCUCCAACCUUACCAGCAGAGGAGGAAGCAUGGGGUUAUGACUCUGAUGGUCAGCACAGUAACAGUGACUCUGACACAGACCUGCUUCACUUGCCCCCCUCCAUCCCUAGCGCUGUGCCUGUGACGGGAGAGUCGUACUGCGAUUGCGACAGUCAGAAUGAUCCCUAUUGCUCCAGCCUGCACACUUUCCAUCAGAUCAAGAGCUGCCAGUGUGGAGAGGAAGACAACUACUUCGACUGGGUGUGGGAUGAUUGCAGUAAAUCCACGGCGACCGUACUGAGUUGUGACAACCGGAAGGUCAGUUUCCACAUGGAGUACAGCUGCGGCACCGCGGCCAUACGCGGCAACAGAAUGCUCACCGAAGGGCAGCACUUCUGGGAGAUCAAGAUGACAUCCCCAGUCUAUGGCACAGAUAUGAUGGUUGGCAUUGGGACUUCCGAUGUGAACCUAGAUAAAUAUCGUCACACGUUUUGCAGCCUUUUGGGCAAGGAUGCAGAGAGCUGGGGACUCUCUUACACAGGCCUUCUCCAGCACAAGGGAGACAAAAGCAACUUCUCCUCACGCUUUGGCCAAGGCUCCAUUAUUGGAGUGCACCUGGACACAUGGCAUGGAGUGUUAACUUUCUAUAAAAACAGGAAAUGCAUCGGUGUCGCGGCCACACAACUGAGGAACAAAAAGCUCUUCCCUAUGGUCUGUUCCACAGCAGCUAAGAGCAGCAUGAAGGUGAUUCGCUCCUGCUGCUGCCGCACCUCGCUCCAGUACCUCUGCUGCGCCCGCCUGCGCCAGUUGCUUCCAGACUCUGUGGACUCUCUGGAGGUCCUUCCCCUCCCUCCUGGUCUCAAACAAGUGCUGGGUAAUAAGCUGGGAUGGGUUCUGCAAAUGGGUUCAAACCGCUCCAACCAACACAAAGGCGACACCUCAGCGACCACCUCCUGUGGGAGCGACUCAGACAGCAGCUGCACACCCGGACAGGACGACUGUCAGCGCAAGCGAUGCCGCAGGAUUUAAGCGGGAGGGAGUUCUGUCGCGACUCUCCACCCGGCAGGCCGAACAUCUCACUGUGAACAUUACGAUGGACAAACGAAAGUCCCUUGUACCUCGUUACUAGGGAGUGAAAUUAAAACAAUGGGAAUGCAGGAAAUGGGUUUCCAUUUCGCUUAUUUGUUAUUCUUUGAAUGACUGAGAAUAAUGGUGCUUAAGUAUUUCUGCUCACCCAAAGUUUGGUCUCAGCUGAUGUUUUAAGAGGCGACAGUCCUAACGAUUGUGAUGCACAGAACUAUCCUCAUUCUGAACUCUAGGGCAACAACAGGAAGUGCCCUUUUGUGUUUCCCAUGCAAACCAUUAAACUGACAGCUCACAAGGGUGGAAUUGUUCUUAAGGAGUGAACUGGGCCAGCCCGGAAAGAUCCACACAUGUGAUUAUUACCUUUUAUAGAUGGUAUCACUGAAACAGAAUAAGUACCCGCCACGGUUUUUAUUUUAUUUUUGUUCAACGGUUACCCUUUUAUAAUGCGUCUGACUCUGUGGAACAUUCAGGGGGCAGUGAACGGUAACCUGUGACACAGAUUUGGGCCGACUGACACCCAACAACAUCGGUUGUGUGAAAAUGCAGAGAUGUAGCCGCGGGUGAUGUGCCACAGGUUAGGCAUCGCUGCCUUCAAAGAUUCAUUUUCUUCCUGUUACUGGCCAUCUCCAUACAGGAAACAUCUGUCUUGCAACAAUGUAAUAUAAUGUAUUCCUAAUAGACCUGAACUAUAGAGGCAAAGCCAGCUAAAACCUGCAGCCCAUUGAUGGGGAAUAAGCCUCCUUUAUAGCACGGUGUAGGAGCAUAUUUGGGAGUCAAAUGCCACUUAUGCAUAUGCAUAGUUAUGCACUUAAAAAUGGUGGCAUCGAGUCCCACAAGAUAUUGUGCCUAUGCUCCAUACAAUAAAGAAGGGGGUUUGUUCUCUAUUGAUGCUCUCCUGUGGGACAGUCCUGGUUUCUUGUUUGUUACACUACUCCCAUCAUCCCAAUUGUGAUAUACUGUGAUUGGAGCAUAGCUGGCGUCUGGGAGGGCUGGAACAUUUCUGGCUGGAACAGCAUUUUAGGGAGGGACUGUGAGAUCCAUGUAACCCCAAGCCUCACUAUAGCUCCCACAUGGGAAUGCUGAGUGAUUGGGCUCCCCUUGUUUUUGUUGACCCCCAUGUGCUUUAGCACCACACUUUUUUUUAAAGGCAUGUUUCGUAAGAAGCCAGAGUAGAGUCAUAUUGUGAGCAGAUAAGGUAAGUGUGCUUUAAAUACCUACUGACCAUGCAUUUUACUGCAUGACACACAUGAUGACUUCUGCCAGCUCAAAUUUAGCUUAUUAUAGACUUUUUAUUUUAGGGAAGAAGCCUGUCUCUAAAAAUAUCUGACUUCCUUCAGAUGCUCUGCUGGGGACUAACCAGGGGAGGAUUAAGUAAAAGCUGGGGCCCUGAGCUGUUCUUAGGAUAAGGGCCCCACAGGGAAAGCACAGGCAACUCCACCAUGCUGUUCUUUUUUGGCUACUCUGUUCUCUUUUAAAUGGUUUACACCCACAUUCUGUCGGCUCUCUAACGUGCAAUGCUGCUGUAGUAUGUGAAGUGAAAGUAGGCACUCAUUCCUAAAGUAGAGCAGGAACUUUGCCCCAUCUAUGUGAUAGCAGCGGACUGACAGAAGGCAGGCAGACCCCCACUUUGUUUUAGGCUGUCGCCACCUACAGGAAGUUGGUAGAAGCGAUAAUGUUCCAGCAAAAGGGGCUUGGUAAUGUCACAGGACGCAGAGUCUUCAGCAUCCAUACCACCCUAAUGGGGUGUCCCUUAGGCAGUUUGGGAGUCAGGGUGGUCUUAGGGUCACUCUAGUGGCCCUUAUGGUAAACCACUAUUGGGCCCAACAAAAAAUAGCCUAAAUAUAGGGACCACGAACCAUGUUGCUUUUAGAAACGGUGUGUAUAUGGGGACGGGUUUUCCGGGUUUCUCGUUCUGGCCUUCUUAUUCAUGUGCUGUAAUUGCUACCAUGACCCAUUGAUUAUAGGUGGGCCCUUGCUAUUUUACAUUUUGCUAAAUCUAAUAAGCUGUGUCAAAUGAUCAGUCCUGUUGAGACAAUUGGCCUGUAUCAAAUCAUCUUUGUAUUUCAAUAUCAGCCCCUCCUGUGCUCCUAAAUGCGGCCCCCAGUGAUGCAGGCAGUGUGUCCUGAACUACAAACUAUUUGCUCAGGAAACAAUGUUCUUGAUGGAGAGAGCUGUAUACCAGAGGUAUGAGUGUUUGUGUGACCUUUGAUACCUGGAAAUGGUGCUCUAAAUAUGAGACUUAGUAAUGAUAUCCUGGUGGCUCAGCUCCCCUGCUACUCACAAGCGGCUUAUGGCAAUGCUGAUGAAUCUAAACAGAUUGACUGCCAUCUUUCUGGAUUGCAGGACUGAUUUCAUUUUCAUGCACAGUAUUUGUGUAGACAUGGGGAAUAGACAACAGGCAUCUCCCUAGUUCCAUCUAAGCUACCACUCCCAGUAACCCCUGCCAGGCCACUGGAAACUAGUUCUGUAGCAGUUGGAGGCCUCUUUGUGAGCCUUUAUUGGGUAAGGGAAAAACCAGCUUUGCUCAUAUGCUGAGCAUAUUCCAGAGAGGUCCCCAAGGCCAUGUGUUGGAAAUGACAGAAAAUGAAUGAUACCAAAGUAAUCAGAAUGCUCUGGAAGAGAAUGAAAUUGUAAAUGGGCAGAUCUACCUUACCAGAAGACCAGUAUUUACAGAGAUUAUAUACAAUGUAAUUGACAGUUGGCACACAAGGGAAUCAUGAAGGUUUUGUAAAACCAUACCCAGCAAUUUGGGACCCUAAAUGUUGCUUUAUUGUACCGGGCCCCAGAAAUGACAGCUAGUACCUAUUGCAAAAGUGUUUUAGACCCUUUUUUCUUAACCUUGGGUCCCCAGCUGUUGCUGACUACAACCCCCAUCAUGCUUUAGUCCCUGAAUGAAUGUUGAAGAAUGCAAGAAGUUGUAGACUGGGACAACAGAAAAAGGCCAUGGUGCUAUACAUGGAAUUGUAUGGCAACAUUAUUGAACAUUCUACUUGGAAAAUGUUGGCCAGCACUGAUUUAUACCAUAGGUAUACAGCAAAUCCAUUCUGUUGCAAACAAUACAGCCUAAAUUUACUGUGCUGAAAUCCUCUUCCUGUGCCCUCCGACACUGGCUCACUUGGUUAUAGAAUGACACACAUUGAAUUGACACGCCUGUAAAAUGUAAUUGAAAAACUGUAAAGCUUGACUGUUUUCUUAAUUUGCUUUUAUAUUUUAUUUGCAAUAUAUAAUGUUUCUCAAGGUUUACUCUUCUGUAUUCUAUAAAAAAAAAACAGUCUGUCUGAUUGAUGGAAGGUCUUAUAGCAGAAAACAAAUAGACAAGUGUUGUGUGUGUACAUAUAUAAAUAUAUCCCAAAACCGCA